This is a messenger RNA of Alexandromys fortis (reed vole), 4273 nucleotides long. It is a transcript of the gene Pnldc1, whose product is annotated as PARN like ribonuclease domain containing exonuclease 1. NCBI's taxonomy places the organism in Eukaryota, Metazoa, Chordata, Mammalia, Rodentia, Cricetidae. Gene Ontology annotation, molecular function: RNA binding; poly(A)-specific ribonuclease activity. Bases 398 to 1999 code for a protein of 533 amino acids. Gene Ontology annotation, cellular component: cytoplasm; endoplasmic reticulum. The transcript has 19 exons. Gene Ontology annotation, biological process: nuclear-transcribed mRNA poly(A) tail shortening. The record is from RefSeq and is a predicted model, not a curated record.
UUUUCUUUCCUCUGGUUAAAUAUCGAUUGAAGCACCUCACUUGGAAGCUCAAGUCUGUAGGAGACUGUAAGUCUAGAACUGAGAGGCAUACCAGACCGUUGACUAGUGAGCGUGGAGAAUGGUCACUGGGGUACCAUAAGCAGGCAUUUCUACAGGAUGAAGGCCACACUAGCUGAUCGCCGAUACCAAGGAUGCCUUCAGUACAGCUGGCAGUUCUUGAUUGCAACAGCUUCCACCUUCCCAGCAAGUUAAAACCAAGGCGGUGGGUAUCCCAUGCAAAUUCGUACCAACCAGGUUCCGACCGAAGCGGGCCACGUGCACGAGCUUUAAGGCCCUGCGCAGCGGAAACGCGUGGGCAGCACGCGGCCGCAUCCGGCGCGCCCUGGAACUAGCGGCUAUGGACGUGGGUGCUGAUGAGUUUGAACAGAGCCUUCCACUCCUGCAGGAGCUUGUCGCGGGUGCGGACUUCGUGGGUCUCGACAUAGAGUUCACAGGUCUGCGUUCAAACUUGUCCCAGCCCCAGCAGAUCAGUCUUUUUGAUUUGCCAUCUGAGUGGUAUGUGAAGACCCGGCAGAGCGUUCAACAAUUUACAAUCUGCCAGAUUGGGUUGUCUGUGUUUUCCAGCAUCGAAGGAGAGUCAAACAAGUAUAUAGCCCACUCCUGUAACUUCUUUCUCUUUCCUACAACGUUUGGGAUCUUGGACUCAGAGUUCUCUUUCCAGGCGUCCAGUGUUCAGUUUUUGAAUCAGUAUGGCUUCGACUAUAACAAGUUCCUCAAAAAUGGCAUCCCGUACAUGAAUGAAGAGCAGGAGAAGAAAAUUAAGCAUAGUAUCCUGAGAGGGAACUGGAGAGUCCGGAGCUCUCUGGAUAAAGACCAGAUUAAGGUGGUGAUUGACAAGGUGACUCAGUGGCUGUACCUGGCUGAGGAAGGUGACCAGAUGACUCUGCCCGGCAUUGCUGGGUUCCAAGCCUUUGAGGUCCAAUUGGUGCUAAGGCAGGCCCUCCCCAACAUCUGGACAGUGCUGAAGGAUGAGGGGGUGAUUGUGAAGAAAGUCAGUCAGCCACAUCGCUGGUACCUUGAGCACGACUCUUGCGACCAAAUCAGCUGUUGGAAGGAGCAGAUUCUUCUCUCUGCAAGAGGCUUUUCUGUCUUUUUUCAGAUGCUGGUGAAAGCCCAGAAGCCCUUGGUAGGACACAACAUGAUGAUGGACCUUCUGCAUCUCCACGAGAAGUUCUUCCGACCUCUUCCAGAAAGCUACGACCAGUUUAAGCAGAACAUCCACAGCCUGUUCCCUGUCCUCAUUGACACCAAGAAUGUGACCAAGGACAUCUGGAAGGAACUGCAUUUCCCACGAGUCUCCAACCUCUCAGAAGUGUAUGAUGUGCUGAGCAGUAACUUGAAUCCCACUAAGAAUUCUGGACCAGAGAUUAUUCAUGCAAGACAGUGUAAAAAAUACGCGGAGACCAAGUGCCCCCAUGAAGCUGCGUAUGAUGCCUUCCUCUGUGGGUCAGUUCUUUUGAAAGUGGCGCACUUGCUCCUGGAGAGGGUGCAUGGCGCUGUUUCUGUCGACGACGAGGAGUCCACCUUCCCUCAGUACCUCGAAGUGCUGGCGCCAUAUGUGAACCAAGUGAAUCUCAUCCGAGCUGGGGUUCCUAAAAUUAACUUUUCUGGCCCGGAUUACCCCAGUAUCCGCCCUCCUGUGCUCAUCCUUACCGUCAGGAGGUGGCCUGGGGUCAGCGAGCACCAGGUCUACCGUGAGUUCCAGAAUCUCUGCAAGUUUGAUGUCAGACGGUUCACUCGAAGCCAGUUUCUGCUCCUGACCAAUAAGUUUAAGGAUGCCCGCAAUGUCUUGAAGGAGUACAGGAGCCACCCGACCCUGCAGAUCUCGCUGUACCGGUACUGGAGACAUUCCCCCAACAUCACCUGCCUGUUACAAGUCUGCAGCAUUGUCACCACCUGGGCCAUGGUUGCGUUCAUCCUGGGAAGACCCAGGCCCUGAGUGCAGUGAGCCUCCUCAACUUCCGCCCCAGCUUCCAGAGAUGGCCCUUGCGGCUCGUCUGUAUAAACCAGUUUGUUUUCAGACAGACCUGUAUGGUCCUUUGUACAUAUUUUUGUUGUGUUCUAAAUGUGAGAUUCUGUAAAUAAGACUGACGAUAAAACCCUUGCAUCUGUAGGACCUUUGUACGUGGCCAAUGCAUUCCUUCCUGUAAGCUGGGGGAAGUCCUGGCCACUUGGGUUGGAACCACUGCUCCAGCAUGUCCCGAAUUUUGGUGUGUGUGUGUGUGUGAGGGAAGGGGCUGUUUGGACAGGAGUUGGCAGAGACGAGGGAAGAGACUACUGUGGCUUCAGUAGAUGCUGUGUGAGCCACAGUGAAGGUACCUGGCCGACACUGGGACUCCAGGGCUCCAGGCUCCCCGGACUUGCGGUAUAAGAACAGGAGGAGAUCAAACACUGAACAGGUCAGCAUGAGAGGAAUAGCAGCCAGUAUGCUGUGGAGAAGCCCGUGGCGCUGUCACGGAAUGGAGGGAUGUCAAUCGCCCAGGCUUGGGAGUCACAGGCCCCAACGGCUCUACUGCUGAGAGGCACGGGCAGCUGGUAAAGUUCCUAGUUCCAUGAUCAGAGCAGGCCCAGCACUAUGGUCGUGUUACUGCUUGGAGACUGGACACAGCCAUCUCACCAGAGUGCUUUUAAAACCUCUGCUUUCGAGCUGAAGAGAGGAGCUGAGAAGACAGCCCCACUUCUUUCCUGUAAACUUUGGGGUGGUGCCAACUCGGUCUCCCCACUGCAGAUUCUCAGUGACUUGGGGUUUAAAAUGCCUCUCGAGGGGGUCUUUUCCUUUGCUUUCCGAUACUUCAUCCCUGGGCUAAGGCGGCUUGUAUAUCUGCCUGCAUACACCUGGGCGUCCCUACAUCCCAGCUCUUCUGGAGACCUCCUUUCUCAUUUGGUCCCCGUAGUCAGCCAUUGACCUCUUUUACUGAGAUCCUAGCUGGUCUCUAGCUCGGAGGACCCCAUCCUACAUCUUCAUUUCUCCAGGGCUGACCUGGUCCCCUGCGACUAAAAUGGUCCUGAGCCCACUUGCCAUGGUGCACACCCUUCACUGUCCUGUGAUAGAGGCCACCUUCCUCGGAUGGCAUGUCCACCGCUAUCGGCCUGCAGGAUGGAUGACUGGAGGAGCUGGCUGGGGUAACUCCUUACACCUGACCUUUUGUCCAGAGAGCUGCCUGACCCCAGUCAUGCCAUCUUGUCUUCCCUCUGCUCCUCCAAAGGCCUGAGUGAAAUCCUUUGGUUCCAGCGUCUUAGGUGGCUUCCCAUUCCACUGGACGUUUAUUUAUCUUUUUGAGACCAGGGUCUCUACGUAUGUUGCCCUGGCUGUCCUGGAUAUUUGUUAUGUAGAUCCAGGCUGGUCUCAAACUCAGAGAUUCCCCUGCCUCUGUUUCCUGGGUGCUGGGAUUAAAGGCCAUUUUCUUGUUCUCUCAUCUCUAGGACCAAAUAGUUGUAUCAGCUUCCCACGGGUGUCUUCCAUUUUUUUGAGGGUCACCUGAGCCUGAGUGGCAGAGCUCAGCUUAACCUUGGGUGCCAACUUGUCCCCAGUUGGCCUUUCUGUGUCCAGGUGUGGGGUUUUCCUUCCCUUUUUUUUUUUUUUUUCCAGUGAGACAGUGUUUCUCUGUGUAGCCCUGGCUAUUGUCCUGGAAACUCACUUUGUAGACCAGGCUGGACUUGAACUCAAAGAUUCGCCUGCCUCUGCUUUGCGAGUGCUGAGAUUAAAGGUGUGUGCCGCCACCACCUGGCAUGGGUGUGGGAUUUUCCAUGGGGCUCACGGUUAAUUUUGAGGCCCUUGUGGCCUGCUGCCCACACAGGGCCUGAGGCCUGCCAGCCCUGGCUUCCCACCAGCCCGGCUGCUUGGACACUGAUCUGUUUGGAUGGAAAAUCGCUCCUUAUCAGCACCCACUUUCUCUCCCCUAACUUCACUCAGAAACUCUCUAGAAUGCGGGAGGUCUGCCGCGAACAGGCCCCGCUCAGUGGAAGAAUAAGCCAAAUAAAGCCUCUCUGGAGCCUGCUGUUGAGAGUCCAGGCAUUUGGGUACUCAUCCCAUUGCCUCUGCUCCAGCUUUCCAAAAUUCUAAAUAAAUUCAUCUCAGAAGCCAAGAAUUUGACUUUUUCAGCAAGCUUUCUUUCCUCUGAGAUUGUUGGUGGACAGCGCACCCCUAAAGAGGAUGGAGACCCCAGUUAGAAAUCAGUUUCCCCUGUUAUUUCUGUUUAACAAAUAAAGAAUA